CAAAUGGUUUCCCUCGACUACUUUAUCAUGUAGCGUCGGACUUGGGCUUUGAAUGGAGGACUUGACGACGGCCCCUUCUAAUCGGAAACGGUUCCCCACGAUAUGCCCGUCGCCUCAACUACUGUGACGCUCCACCUGCAUCAAACCAAUGCGAACAAGCACGGCUAUUGACGGCAUAUGCAUACGGAGGUGGCCAAGAGCAUCGGAGCAUGAAGCUAACAAAGAGGUGCUGGCAACCACGACUUACGCCGGUGCGGCGCGUCGCAAUCCUCUGGCGCCAUGCUAGCGGCCAUGGGGGCGCUUCCAGCAGCCGUUUCGCGGUGUUGGCAGCGCCGCUGCGAGCUGUGCGCACGUCCGAGUCAUCGUCCGGCACCCCGCUGUCGCUCAACGACAUCCUUGUGUUCGAGUCCGACAUGCCGGCUAUGCUCAUCCAGGAGCAGCCGCCGGAGCGCAAAGCGGAGGAGAUUGUGGACCGCGCGGCUCGAGUGCUACAGGAGGUGAACUCGCUGCUCGCUACGGAGCAAGGCCAGGACCAGGCCGGCGGCGGCCGGGGCGGGCGCGGCGGCGCCGCCACCGCCACCGCGGCGCCGCCGGCGGCCGAGUCCAGCUCGGCCUUCGGCUCGGAGCUGAGCCGCGCAAUCUUCGGCGGCAGCGCGCAGGUGUCGGAGCUGGAGGCGGAGCGCACGCGGCAGGCGCUGCAGCGGACGCUGGAGGGCAGCGCCGCCAGCGGCAGCCCGCCCAUCCCCAUCUCCAGGCCACCACCCGGCGAAGGUGCUGGUGCUGGUGGCGGCGGCGGCGGAGCCGCCCCCGCUGCCGCGGAGGCGGCGGCCAAGCAGCGGCCGGCCUGGGCUCAGGAGCUGUUCGCCUCGGGCACACCCGCGUCCGCCGCGGCGGCGGCGCCGGCGGCACCCGCCACCUCCACCUCCUCGACCUCGCCACGUCAGCCCUCAGCAGCAGGGCCCUCGGGCGCCUCAGCCGGGGCCGCUCGGAAUGGCGGCGGCGGCGGCGGUGGAGGCGGUAUGCGCUUCGCCCCUUCCUCCACCACCGGCAAGCCCGCAUUACCAUCAGCCGCGCCCUCGCCGUCGGCGUCGUACGGCGGCGGCGGCGGCCCGGCGGCGCUUGCGGCGGAGCCCCCGCCGCCUCAAAUGCAGCGGGCGUCACGGCUGGCCGAGUGGACGCCGCUUGCGUUUGCGGACGCCGACCUGUCCCUGCCCACCGAGCUCACGCUCAAGUCAGAGGACUCGCUCCUGACCGACCGCGCCCGCUCCUCAGUGCUGCCGCCGCUGCAGUCGGUGGUGGACCUCACCGCCGCCGUGCGGCCGCCCAGCAGGGGGCUGGACCUAGGCGGCGGCGGCGAGGCGGCGGCGGCGGCGGCCAGCGACGCGGUGUCGGACGGCGUGGCGGUGCCGGAGGAGGAGGUGGUGGGCCGGGCGGCGCUGGGGCGGCAGCUGGCGGAUGGGGCCGGGCGCCUGGCGGACGGCACACGGUUUGAGAAGCUCAGCGGCACCGACACCGGCCCGGACGGCUACGUGAAGAAGUGGGAGGUGCUACGCGGUGUCACGGGCGACGGCACCGUGCAGUGGGAGGAGUGCUGGUGGACGGCCUCCAACCGCUACGGUCUUCGCGAGAUGGGCGCCUUCAAGAAGGGCAGCACGGAGGCGGGCGCGGCGUGGGUGGAGGAGUGGAAGGAGGUGCUAUACACACACGCCACAAACCUCAGGCUGGUCAUCGAGCGCACCGCGCACAAGUGGGCGCGCGACGAGAGCUCGGACGAGUGGGAGGAGAAGUGGGGCGAGUGCUACGAGGAGGCGGGGCGGGUGCACAAGUUCGCAGACAAGUGGGCCAAGGCGGGGAUCAACGUGUGGCACGAGCGCUGGGGCGAGGACUACGACGGCCGUGGGGCGUGUCAGAAGUGGACGGACAAGUGGGCGGAGCGGCUGCUUCCGGACGGCGGGCAGGAGCAGUGGGGCGACAAGUGGACCGAGACCUUUGGCGCUGGCAAGGGGACCAAGCACGGCGAGGUGUGGAGCGCGGGCGGCGGCGGCGAGCGCUACAACCGCUGGUGGAACGAGGAGCACUACGGCGACGGCCGCGUGCGGCGCUGGGGCAACAGCACCAGCGGCGAGUACUGGGACGGGGUGGAACACAUGGACACGUACUACAACCCCGUGCCGCACUUCGGCUUCAGCCACGCGGUGGGCCACUCACCGAACCUGUGGGCGGUGCCGCUGCCGCCGCCCGAGGAGGGCACGGGCGCCGGCGGCGACGACGACGGACUGGGCGAGGGGCUGGGUCGCCUGUGAGUGUGUGAGGUGGGGCUGCGGUGAGGGUGAGGGUGCUGCCGAGUGACAGUGUCCGAGGGGUUGUGUGUUGGGUGUCUGCCAGGCGGAUGGCCAGUUGAAGGAAAGGCGGUGAGAAGUUUUUGGAGGUGUCAAAACUGUAUGGCGGGCAACGGCACUGAUGUGAGGAAGAGUUUGUGGAUACGGUACAUGAGCCUGAGCGCGCGAUGCCUGACAUGAAUAGCGCAUUGCAAACAAGUUUUGGGUCGUGCGUGUGUGCCAGGCAUUGUGUAGGCGUUGUUGGCUCUGCGGCAUCGACAGUUGACAAGAGACUGGUUGGUAUGCAUGGGUCAGGCAUGUUGACGUCACACUGCGCUGGCGUUUGCAGCUGCUGAUGGUGGUGGUGGCGUUGCAUUGCAAGCCACGUUACAGGCCUGCAAUUAACGGGCUGGAGAGGAGUCGUUUGGACCAGGAGAGGAGAGAGCAGUUUGUGAGCGCUGUGUGCAUGGCCGUUGUGUGUUGCUUCGGCGCUUGCUAGUAUUCUUUUGCGAGGUUGCAGCGGGAAAGGGAUGGAUGAUAUGAGCGCGGAGGCAACGGAGCAUUCUUCGUGCCUCUCUGUGUGGGCCGGAAGGCCUUAAGUCCACGUGACUUUGAGAUUGCAACAUGGUUCCGCAUACUAUCUCCUUACAUGUGAUUCACAAUUAUAGCGCCCCCUGUUCUACUCGAUUGCGCAUGGGAGGGGCCUCCUGGCUCAUGUACAGUGCCCCCCUACGUCUGGCUCUCAGCCAGUAACGAGUAGACCAAGAGUACGGUAUGCUGCAACUUCUUAACAUGGCUAGGUGACACCCUGGCGGCCACGGAGCGCACGGCCACGUUGCACCACCGGACCUUGCACCGGACACGUACGGCAACCGCUGCUUGUCAUUGGCAAACUCGUCCUUAGCCAUCUCCAUUCCAAGGUCCAACGCACCCAGCGGCAUUGCGCCUCCUACCGGUUCUCGACGUCCCAAGAAGUGUAACCUGUCACGUCCAAGCCUCUCCCUCUUCCUGUCAACCCCCCAGUGCCCCACCAACUUGUAAUUGUAACCACUCCGGCCUUUGAACGGCCAACUCCCCACCCAGGU
This is a messenger RNA of Chlamydomonas reinhardtii, 3403 nucleotides long. RefSeq lists its product as uncharacterized. NCBI's taxonomy places the organism in Eukaryota, Viridiplantae, Chlorophyta, Chlorophyceae, Chlamydomonadales, Chlamydomonadaceae. Gene Ontology annotation, biological process: starch metabolic process; regulation of starch metabolic process. The record is from RefSeq and is a predicted model, not a curated record. Gene Ontology annotation, molecular function: starch binding. The transcript has 12 exons. Gene Ontology annotation, cellular component: chloroplast stroma; starch grain. Bases 210 to 2303 code for a protein of 697 amino acids.